Molecule: messenger RNA, 3126 nt
Organism: Closterium sp. Naga37s-1
Lineage: Eukaryota; Viridiplantae; Streptophyta; Zygnematophyceae; Desmidiales; Closteriaceae
Source: the annotation of a GenBank genome assembly
AUGGCUACCAUAUCAGCAAAGCGCAGUGGUCGGAGACCUGGCAGGCUGCAGAAUAAGCUCUCCUUCUCCUCCCGCUUCAACGACGAAAACGCCUCGCCCUAUUCCCCAUCUUUCUCAAAACCUUCUCCCACUCUUCUCGCUGACGUCACCAAUCCCGCGCUUCCACUUCCCGUGGAAACCGUUACCGGCAGCGAGGAGGUGCAUCCGGUGGGCCUGGCGGCCGUCACGCAAUGGUUUGACGGCUCCGUCAAGUCGGGCCACCCACCAACCGGCAGGUUCGGCGUCCGAUCUGCGCUACAGGAUUUUUCCGACAAUUCCUUCUUUUCCUUCCCGUCGGGAAAAUCAGCCGCUAUGUCCGCGUUUGGGAUGAAGAGCGUUAACGAGAACAGCCGUCGGAACACGUCGGUGCCUGCAGCUGCGGUCCCUCCGCAAAGCACGCAAUCCUUAGUCGAGAUGUUACCGCCGAACACGCUCAAGGCAACAGAGCUCGUGCCAUCCGUACCUAUCGUGCCGCCCCGUCUCUCCGCGUCCGUCCGUCAGUCUAUCUCCGGCGCUGCUCCGUUUCUUGCAAACUACACCAGUUCCUCUGCCGUCGGACUCGGUUCUGCUCCGUCAUCUCGACGGACGUCGUUCGCCGGCAGUGUUGACGGCAGCGUCUCUUCGUCGUCCGCAGCAAUGGUGUUUCCGCCCCCGUCGCGGACCAGCCAGCGGCGGAUCUCUGCCCUGGCGGAAGGCGCGGGGGAUUUUUCCGCCAUGCUGCCGGACGAGCGGGAGUUUCUUGCGGACGUGGCGGAGUUCCACGGACUCCCCGUCCGCGCGUCGCUGCAGUCUUUGCCGCCUUUGGCGGAAAGCUUCCCGCCACAGGCUCGGCAGCUGCAGAACGGAGCAGGGAGGCGAGUGCAACAGUUACUGCAGGCGAAGGACCUCGAAUUGAAAGUGCUGGAGGAACAGUUGCAACGCGUGGAGAUGGAACGGGAUGAGAUGGGUGGGAAGAUGAAACGGGCUGUUGAGGAGAUGCAACGGAUGGAGGAGCAGCUGAAACGCGAGGAGGAACGUGUGGGAAGCAUGGGCGAGGAGAUUAAGCGUGGGAUAGAGGGGAGCGAGCAGGCGGCGAGGGAAAUGAAACGCAUGGAGGCGGAGAUGAAACGGAUGGCGGAGGAGAUGAAACGCUCGGAGGGACGGUGCGGGGAGGUUGAGGCGUCGCGAGCCACGACUCAGGAGGCUCUGAACAGCGCCGUUGAAUCGAACUCCGCGCUGAGGGAUCUGAUGGCGCUGCAGGCGGCGCACAUCGCGGAGCUCAAAGCCCUCGUUCUCGGUCAGACCGAGGCCAUUCAGGAGCUGACACGUGGCAGCACGGCAACGAAUGUCGCGGAUGCGGGGAAGCCAGUAAGAGAAGAGGAGGACGCGGAGGGCAGCGAGGAGGAAAAGGAAAAGAUGGCGGACGAGAAGGCGGAGAAGGCGGAGGAAAAGGCGGAGAAGAAGGGGGAGGAGGCGGAGAAGGCGGAAGAUGCGAGGAGCGCGGGGAUGGAGGAGCUGAUGGCCAUGCUGUCUCACCAGUCCGCGGAGAUCUCCGCGCUCAGCCGCGCGGUGCAGGCCUCUACCUCCGCCCUCCGCCGCACCCCCUCGCCCUUAGCGUCCCCCUCCGCUUCCCCCGAGCCCAACACCCCACUCACGGCAAAACUCGCCGUAUCCGCAGGGGGAGGGGUAGGGGGAGGCGCAGGCGCAGGCGCACCCGCGGAGCCGGGGUUGUGGCGGAUGGGGCUCCCCCUGCUGGGGUCGCCCGUGGGGUUCACGCCCUCUCCCCCCGGCAAGGGGGAGAUGAGGGUGGUUGCGCGGAUCAAGGGGAACGUGUAUGGCGCAGUGCCCAAGUAUGGGGGCGCGGGGGCGGAUGGGACGCGCGCGGGGGAGAAGAUGGGGACGGUUGAGGAGGAAGGGCGGGGAGUGGCGAUCGGUGGUGGCGCUGGUAACAGUGGUUACAGUGGUAUCACUGUUAACUUUGUUAACAAUGCUAUGACUGGUGGCGGCAGUGGUGUUGGGGGGAGAAGCAGCAGUUGCGGUGUUGAGGGCGCUGCUGUGAUGGGCGGGGCAAGGAAGUUGUCUCUGGGGAUAGGCAGUAAUGGGAGAGGCUCGGCAGUGCUGCCGCAUCUCGCCCUGCCCCAAGUCCAAGGCCCCGUUGACCCCGUUGACCCCGUUGGCCCUGUUGGCCCUGUUGACCAUGUUGACUGUGCCGAGGAGGCUGGAGCAGGGAAGCAUGGCAAUGAUUGUACGGAGGGAGGAAGGGAGAACGCGGAGGUAGAUGAGGGAGAGGGAGAAGAGGAGGAGUAUGAGGAGGUACAGCAGUUCUUCUCUGCCCCUGCUUCUCCCUUCUCCUCCAUGCCCUCCACCCCCACUGCUGCUGCUGCCGCUGCUGCUGCCGUUGCUUCUGCUGCUGCUGCUGCUUCAGCUGAUGGUGAUGCUGCUGCUGCUGUCGCGGCUUCAACCGUUGAAAAGGUCGUUUCAACGGCGAAGGACAUCCAUGCAGGGGAGGGAGAGGAGGAGGAAGCGAAGACAAGGAAAGAGGAAGAGGAGCAGCAGCAGAGGGAGGUGCAACCGAAGGAGCAGAGGGAGAGUGGGAGGGGGAGGGCGAGUGAGGGCAGUGGGAGCAUAUUCCGAGUGGGAGGAGUAUUCAACCACGGAACCACCACCAGCAGCGCCGCCGCCGCAGAAAAGCCUCGGGUACCUCCAGGCUCGGCUUCAAGCAGCAGGCUCGGAAAGCUGGUUCGGGCGGAGUCUCAGCCGCAAGGGAGGACGGGGAGCAGGAAGUUAUCCAUGGAGUGUGGUGGGGGUGGGGGAAGGGAGAGAGGGGAGGGAGUGCGGGGGGAAAGGCUGAGGGCGAGUGUGGAAGGAGGGAUGGUGAGAAGCAGGAGUGAGAGAACCCCUUUUACCGGUCCCCAUGCUCCCCCCAACACUCCUGAUGCUUCUACUGCUCGAGAGCAACGGGGUGGGAGGGCAGGAGGAGGGGGUGAGGGUGUGGAGGGGCGGGCACUGAGGGAGACUGGGCGAGUGAACAGCCGGAACGGUGAGGGGGAGAGGGCAGCAGCGGGAAAGGGCGUGCGGAGUGGGGCGAUGCCGAGAUGGAAGUUCUGA